CGGGGGGGAGCACGCCUGCGCGCUGGGCGGCCUUUGCCUAAGCUCACGUGGCCAGCGGGCCGGACUGCGGGUCUUUGCUUGCGGCCGCGGCGCGAGAGCGGAGUACGAGCUGUGGCGGUCGCAGUCAUGGCAGGACAGGCGUUUAGAAAGUUUCUUCCCCUCUUUGACCGAGUAUUAGUUGAAAGGAGUGCUGCGGAAACUGUCACCAAAGGGGGCAUUAUGCUUCCAGAAAAAUCUCAAGGAAAAGUAUUACAGGCAACGGUAGUAGCUGUUGGAUCGGGCUCUAAAGGAAAGGAUUUCUAUAAUUGGCCUGAUGAAUCCUUUGAUGAAAUGGACAGUACACUAGCUGUUCAGCAGUAUAUUCAACAGAACAUAAGAGCAGAUUGUUCCAAUAUUGACAAAAUUCUUGAACCACCUGAAGGCCAAGAUGAAGGUGUAUGGAAGUAUGAACAUUUAAGGCAAUUCUGUCUUGAGCUCAAUGGACUUGCUGUCAAACUUCAGAGCGAAUGCCAUCCAGAUACAUGUACUCAGAUGACAGCAACUGAACAAUGGAUUUUUCUUUGUGCAGCUCAUAAAACUCCAAAAGAGUGUCCUGCUAUAGACUAUACUAGACACACACUUGAUGGUGCUGCAUGUCUUCUGAAUAGCAAUAAGUAUUUUCCCAGCAGGGUUAGCAUAAAGGAAUCAUCUGUAGCAAAACUAGGAUCAGUAUGCCGUAGGAUUUACAGAAUAUUUUCACAUGCUUAUUUUCAUCAUCGGCAGAUAUUUGAUGAAUAUGAAAAUGAAACAUUUUUGUGUCAUCGGUUUACUAAAUUUGUGAUGAAAUAUAAUUUGAUGUCCAAGGAUAACCUGAUUGUACCAAUUUUAGAAGAGGAAGUUCAGAAUUCAGUUUCUGGGGAAAGUGAAGCAUGAAGGGAAUCAUAUAGAAAAAAAUGUACUGAUCACAUAAUUAACAGUAAUUAUGUACUGUAUAUAUAUCAUUUUAGACACAUCAAUCAUGUAUCCAUAUUAUAGCCUCUUUGUUUAGUAUAGGUUUUUGUAUGCUGAGUGUUGCCUUUUAAAAUGGGAAAUACUUUUUAAGUUAUUCAUGAGCUGUAUAUUCACCAGUGUGGCACUCAUGGUUUUUAAAUAAGAUUAGUAUUAUCUGUUUAUAAUGCCUGUUAAUAAAAGAAUUUACAGUUUGGUAAAAUUGCUGCUAAACAAUCAUUGGAUCACAAUCCUCAUCAAAUAAACCCAUCUAUAAAAAGAUGAGUGAGCUUGAGGUUUCGAACAAGCCAUUUACUAAA
Molecule: messenger RNA, 1286 nt
Organism: Miniopterus natalensis
Lineage: Eukaryota; Metazoa; Chordata; Mammalia; Chiroptera; Miniopteridae
Source: RefSeq, a predicted model, not a curated record